Molecule: messenger RNA, 2143 nt
Organism: Acaulospora morrowiae
Lineage: Eukaryota; Fungi; Glomeromycota; Glomeromycetes; Diversisporales; Acaulosporaceae
Source: the annotation of a GenBank genome assembly
ACUGAAGAUGCCAAAAUCCAAAAAUAAAACACGGCCCGUGAACGGCUCCUUGAGCUCUUACUUUCCACCGGUUCCUAGCAACGAAAGAAAAAACGCGACGGCGUUUGCCACGACUUUAUUGGAAAAUCCAGAAGUACCUCAAGAAAAGCGAGUGAUCCCUAGGAAAAAAAUUGGAAAUUUUCACACAAAUACGCGUCGUGGGGAAGCUUUGGUACAAAAAGGAUCAGGAGAAGUAAAUUUUAAAGAAGAAAAGCCUUCAGAAACAAAAUUAAAAGCAUUAAAUUCACAAUAUUCAACCCAGAACAACGUUCCUUUAAUAAAACAAGAAAAUGAAGAUUUAGACUUUAAAGUAAACAUUCAAAACAAUGAUUCCAAAAUCAAACAAGAAAGUCAAGCUUCGAAGAAAAAAAUGAAUUGGCCAAAACGUCGUAACCCACUCGACGAAUCUUAUGAAUUUAUGUCUGAUGAAGAAGUGUGGACUGAUAAGACAAAGGAAAGAUGGCUAAACUUACAACGCACUUCUCAGAAUAUUGUCGAAGAUUUGCCCGAGGAAACUAUCGAUGAAAUGCCCCUAACUGAAGAACAACAUAGAGUGUACCAGUUAGUACUGAAUUCUCGAGAUUCGCUGUUCUUUACAGGAUCCGCAGGAAGUGGCAAGAGCAUGCUGCUUCAGCGAAUUAUUACUUCGCUAAAAAAAAGGUUAGGGAGUGAUUCUGUAGCAGUGACUGCACCCACGGGUGUGGCGGCAAUAAAUAUCGGUGGAAAUACGUUGCAUUGGUUCUCCGGAAUCGGGAAGGGAGACGAAAAAGAAGAUGUACUUAUUAGAAAAGUUAAAAGAAAUCUGAGUGCUAAAUUGAGAUGGACAAAAGUUGAAGCUCUUAUAAUUGAUGAAAUCUCGAUGUUGGAUGGAGCUUUAUUUGAUAAACUUGAAUCCAUCGCUAGGCAUGUUCGAAACAAUAGUAAUCCAUUUGGAGGUAUUCAAGUGAUCGUCACUGGCGAUUUCUUCCAGCUACCUCCGAUAGCAGAUAGCAGUAAUAAUGUCAAGUUCUGUUUUGAGGCAAAUUCAUGGAAAAAUUGUAUCAAACAUACUAUACAAUUGACACAAGUCUUUCGUCAGAAAGAAACCGAGCUGAUAACUAUACUAAACGAUAUGAGAGUUGGAAUGGUAACACCAAAUUCCUUGGAAUACAUUAAGAAACUACAGUGUGAACCUGACUAUCCGGAUGACGGAAUACUACCCACUGAAUUGUUUCCUCGUAAUAUUGAAGUAAACAACGCGAAUAUGGCGCAGUUGAAUAAAAUUAAACAUAAGUCGUAUUCUUUCUACGCCAACGAUUGGGAGCCAGAUAGAUUUGGACAACUGGAUAAGUUAGAUAAGAAUUGUUUAGCGCCAAAAGUGUUAACACUGAAAAAGGAUGCCCAGGUGAUGCUGAUUAAAAACUUGAAUAAAGAUUUGGUAAACGGAUCCAGAGGCGUGGUGAUUGGUUACCAGUCAAGUUCUACCGAACGAGAGUUUCUUGAUGGUAACGAUGAAGGAUUACCGCUCACAGAUCUAGAGCCUAUUGUAAAAUUCGACAACGGACAUAGGGCUGUUAUAAAGGAAGCUGAAUGGACCUUAAAUGGGAUGGGAGAUAUUAUAUUAGCGAGACUUGAUCUCACCAGAGUUUUCGAAAAGGGACAGGCCUACGUGGCCCUAUCCCGAGCUGUUUCAAUAAAAGCGAUCCAAGUGAUUGGAUUCGAUGAAAAAAGGGUGAUGGUCCACGAAAAGGUUAAGAACUACUAUAAAUCGCUUUCUUUUUGUGUCAAAAAUGAACAUGGUGAUCAAGAUUCAUCGUCAAACGACCUUAAUCAACCGUUAAAACCGAAGAUUCAAGAAGAAAAUAGUGGAAGCCUCUCGACCGAAAGUUCACACUUGGACGUGGAAAUUAAGAAUGAGACCGGAGAAGCAUUUGAUGAGACGGAGAAAAGCAAAUAUUUUAUUGGGGAAAGUAAGUCACAUGACCAUUAUAUAGACGACAAAGUAGAAAUGCAAAGUUCGAAACGUAAAAUCCAUGAAAUAGAUAAUGAUGCCUCUUAUCCAUUAAUGAAACGAAGGAAUAUGAAAUUAAAUUGGGGCGACGAAAACAAAGUUCUUUCUGGAUGA